This is a messenger RNA of Sceloporus undulatus (fence lizard), 4864 nucleotides long. It is a transcript of the gene ADCY10, whose product is annotated as adenylate cyclase 10. Gene Ontology annotation, cellular component: cytoplasm. Bases 147 to 3545 code for a protein of 1132 amino acids. The transcript has 22 exons. Lineage: Eukaryota; Metazoa; Chordata; Lepidosauria; Squamata; Phrynosomatidae. Gene Ontology annotation, molecular function: protein binding; adenylate cyclase activity. The record is from RefSeq and is a predicted model, not a curated record.
GACAUCUUUGAGAACUUACUGAAGGACUUUAAAAGUUUAAAAAAAAGCCAUGUCAUGAUGUAUGAAGGGCCCAUGGGAUAUGGAAAAAGCCAGCUAAGGGCUGAAAUUGCUAUCUAGGGCAGAGUGCUGGUCAAAAGGUCGUAGCAAUGGAGCUCACAAAGAUCAAUAUGUGGCAGAAUUUCUUUGCUAUCAGGACACUCAUGGCUAUGUUCCUGGGGAUUGAUACCUGUAAAACAUACGAUGCGAGACAAUAUAUCCUUUUGGGGAAAAUCCGUGAGCUAAUAAAUGAACAAUAUUUAUGUCUUUUCAACAACCUUUUUCAUGUUAAGUUUCCCACUUCAGAAGAGGUUUCCAAAAUGAACAAAGAUGCACAAAAAGAAGAAAUGGAAACAAUACUUGUAAAGAUUCUAGAGAAUGCUGUGGAGAAAGAAGUUCUUAUCUUUGUCAUUGAUGAAGCUCAGUUCAUUGAUACAGCCUCAUGGGAUUUCCUGAAUAACCUGCUAAAGAAGAUUGCUAUCUUCAUUGUCAUGUCUUUGUCUCCUAUCAACCACAAGGGGAGAUUAUCUUGUCCAUCUGCAGCCCAAAUCAUGAACAGUCCUGACACAACGUAUAUUCAGCUAAGGGAGUUAACACCUUCAGUAAUUAUCCAGAAGGCAUGUCAAGACCUUGGGGUGAUCAGUAUUGCCAGGGAACUUGAAACAUUUUUAAUACAAAGAAGCCAUGGAAAUCCAUUUUAUUGUGAGGAGCUUCUCCGGAAUCUGCAUCUAAACAAUGUGCUUCAGUUCCACCUGGUGGAGGAAGAUGAAGAAAAAGAGGAUGAAUGGGACAGCCUUUUCACUACUACUGUUCUGAAAAGUCAAGAAUCCAAAAACUUAAACAGUGAGGCUGAAUCAUACAUUUGCACAAUCAAGCAGAAUGUGAAACUGCACAGCAUAAUGCUACCUCCAACAUUAAAAGGAAUUGCCCUGGCUGAGCUAGACAACAUGAACCCUUCAGAACAGAUGGUGGUGAAAUGUGCAUCUGUCAUUGGUGUGACCUUCACCACAGAACUGCUUCUCCAUAUCCUCCCUGAAUGGACAAAGAUGAAGAUGAACCAGACACUGGCAGCCCUGGUGGAAUCCCAUAUCUUUCAGUGCUUCUCUGAAAUAAAAGAAUUGUAUGCCACACUGAAAGAAGAUGAAUUCUCAACUGAACUCCAAUUGUCCUCCAAGACUGUUAAACCAAUGGGGAAAACAUCUGAUCCUGGAUUAGUUGUUUCUAGUAGGCUCACUCAAGAGGAGACAGUGAUGCAAUGCCGAGUCAUGAGGUUCUGCACUCCACUGUUACAAGAAGCAGCCUAUGAGCUCUGGCUGAAGAAUCAGCAAAAGGCCUUGCAUCUCAAAUGUGCCAGUUACCUGGAGUGGCAUGCUCACCGCUGCAGGUGCUGUGGAGAAGGUGACUUCAUUUCCUUCCACCGUUAUGCAGUGGAAGGCAUGCUGGAAAACAUAGAUGCACGGGAGGCUAAAACUGAAAAAAUCACUGACGAGCUGAAUCAGACUGCUUUGAAGAUUGUUUCUGAAACACUGAAAAAGCUAGAACCAUCCAAACAUGAAGUUUGUAAAUAUUUCUCCUUAGCCAGCUCUAAGCAUCUUGCUCUGGAAAAUCUGCAGGAAUCAAAUGGUGACACAAUUUCUUGUGAGAGCUGGAAGGAAACUAGAGUUCCAAGGCGUAGCAGAGAAGAUACCGUGCAGAGAAACGUCAUCAUGCAAGACUCUUUUAGAGCUGAAGUUACAGAAAUGGAGUUCCUAAAGAGGAUGGAUGAAAUAAUCUUCCUUACUGGAAUGGGCAAGAAAAAUGACAAGACUGUGAGCUCAUGUGAAUGUGAAGAGAUUGUGGAAUCUGUCAUCGUGCCCUUGUCUCAACACUGUAUAGCUCUGGGAGAUUACACUCGAGCUUUUUAUUACUUGCUGGAAUGUGCAUCUGGUUACGUACACCUCUUCAACAAUUACCUGGCUUUUACAUAUCUGAAUACAGCCGAGAGCAUGCUGAGAUCAUCAGAAUUCAAGCAGAAAACUGUCAGUCAGUUUGAGGAGUCAAUUUUGUACAGCCUGAAGGGAGAGGUCUCUUAUAAUAUGGGUCAAAUUACUUUGGCAAAAAAAUUGAUGAAGAAGGCUUUGAGUUUAUUGAAGAAGAGUUUCCCAAUUACUCUUGUUGGAGCCUUUUUCAUGUCUAUGGUGGAAACCUCCAGGCACUUGUCUCACCAGAAGAAGCAGGCCUCUUGGCAAAUGCCCAGUGGAAAGGAGAAGAAAUUAGCUGUUCUGUUCCAACAAGGACACUGCCUUUCCCUGCUGUGGCAGCUUUUCAGCCUGGAUCUUGCCAGAAGCAGCAAGAAGUUCUCCCGCCUGGCAGCUCUCAUGAAGGUGAACUGUGCAGAAGAAUCUCAAGAUGACUCCCAGAUCAUCUCGUCUUACAUGGAAUUCUCACUUUGCUGUCAGUUGAUGGGCUACCAGCAUGAAUGGAUGAAAUAUGAGUUAAUGGCCAUCCAACGUAGUUCAUACCUUCGAGUUGUUGGAGAAGGAAUAUUAAUAAUAACUAAACUGGCAUUAUCACUGGCCUACAUGAAGCUUUGCUUGGGGAAUCUGCCCCUAGCCAUCCAACUGGGUUCUCGAGCCCAUGAAUUAUGUGAGCAGUUGAAGAAACCUAAGCUUGAUUGUAUUGUUCUUUUAGACCUUUUUAGUGCUCUUUUUCUCAGCACCAGAUAUGAGGAUGCUGUGCAAGUGCUGAGCUGGCUGGAGGAGCUUUCCAUUCAAGAUGACAAUAUCAUUGGGCAGGCAUACUUUAUUUCUGGCUGCCUGAAUCUUAUUCUUUAUGCGGGAUUUGCAUUUAGGCCUUUUCAGCACUGUAUGGACUUUGUCCUCACUAACGAAACUAACUGCAUUCUUAUGUCUCAAAACAACAUUAUGCUUGGACUGUAUUCUUCUUUGGCAAUUUGGUUUGCUAGGCUUCAUCUUUGGGAUGACUUUAUGCAGCCAUUUGAACAGGCAAGAAGGCUAGUGAGAAGAACAAGUGCUUCCCUCUAUGCUAAUCAUGGAUUCUGCAAGUUUGUAGAGUGUGAAGCUCUGCUACUGAGAAAAUACAUUGAAGAAAAGCCUGAUAAGGCUCGUGAGAUGCGCAACAGGAUAGUAAAGAAUUUGGAGCAGGUAAUGACUCAGUGCUCGACAAGCCCUGUCUUCUAUCCCAGGGUUUUCCAUUUGAAGGCCUAUGUCCAACUGAUGCUUGAACAUGAUGAAAACAGCCAAAGCCUUCUGGAAAUGGCAUUCCAGAACAGUGAUCUGUAUGGAAAUGAUUUGGAACGAUCAUGGCUGGAGAUGAGCAAGGAGUGGUGGUUCACUGGAAGAUCCCCAAUGGAAGACUGGUGGUUAAAAACAGCUCCAGAUUUUCCUGUGUGGAAAGUAGGCAUGACAGCCUUGGAGAUGGGAGCUUUCUCUAAAAACAAGUAUCUCCUGAAGGUGCCAGAGCUGGAUAUAAGUAUUCACUUACCAGACAGUACUGGAACAUUAGCAUGAAAGAAUCUCAAAAUGUUAGUGCCAGUUCAUCUACUCUGCAAGAAAUACUUGUGCAUCAUUGUAUUAGCAAGAAACUCUGGUGCACCAUUGUACUUCUGCAUUCUCCAGUUUCUCCCUUGCUAAAUCCAGAUUCCAGUGUUUGGGAAAUGUACCUCAAUAUGUUAUCUAUUAUAACAAGGUAGCAUGUACAUAAAAGUCCCUUCCUUCCUUAAUGUUUUGAGGUAUAAUGUUGGAAUUCAGUUUCAAAUGUAUUAUCUACAUGAAGUCUUCGAACAGAGGUUACAUAUGGUUAAGGGUAUUUUCAUGCUUUCUGUUCCACAAAACCCUACAUCUACUGUUGGCUCCAGAGUGAAUCUUUGUGAUAAGAAUGGAAAAAAUACAGCCCCAUCAUCAUCAUCGUCGUCGUCAUCAUCGAUCUCCGAUUGCCCCCAACAACUGCUGCUCACUUUUCUGUGUGUCUCUAAGUACUGGAAAAUGGUUUGAAGACCAUUUGGAAUGGUUUGUUCCAUGAUCCUAAGGAAUGGUUUGUUCCAUGGCUUCACAGGGCUCUAUGACUUGAGGAGACUCAAGUUGCAUCUAUCUGGCCACCAACACCGCCACUGCAAGUCAAUCCCUCUGAGGGUGAAAGAAAGGUGCCCAGCGUUGAUCAAAUUGCUGUGUGCCUCAUGACCUCAGAGGGAGCAACUCACAGUAACAGCGGUAGGGACAAAUGGCACAGCAAGACACAAGUGUAGAUAGCUGUUGGCAUGAAUCUGGGUAAUGGGGGGGACAUUCGGGGUGGCUUUGGGGCCAGAAUACUCUGGGAGUGGGCAACACAGCAAGUUGCUUCUGGAAGAUCCUAAGCAAAUAGUGACUUUUUAAAAACUGGAUUAAGGCAGGGAUGGUCUGGAUUAGAUGGAUAACUGGCCUUACAUCGUGAAGACAGUCUGCACUUGAAUUCAGCCUUUGGACCUACGUCAUGUGGACAGGGCAAUGCAAGGGCAGAGGGAAACUGAUGUAAGUGGCCUGUGCAGACAGCUGUGCAGAGCUGUAAACUGGGCUCUGGUGGGGAGAGAGUAUUUUGGAGGGCAAAAAUUCAGUAAUUGCUGGGGAGAAAAGACCAAGUGUUAGAGAAGGAGCAAGGCAAGUAAUACUAGAGAACAAUAAAUAAAUAAAUAAGGAAGGAAGGAAAGAAAGAAAGAAAGAAAGAAAGAACAGCGGGAAGAAAACACUUAGCUUAAAUGUCUCUCCACUAAUGUACAGAGUACUGUAUGGGAAAUAAGCAAGAUGGACUGGAACUCUUAUUAUAGAAUAAUAAAUAUGAUUUAUUAACACGGAAA